AUGUUUUUAGGUCGCGAUCACCGUCUUCAAUAUAGCGGUGGCGGUCAAGGCUCUGGUGGUUUUGGUGGUCAACGGGGCUUCCAGAACAGUAGUGGUGGCGGUGGCGGUGGUGGUGGUGGUGGCGGAUUCGGUGGCGGCUUCGGCGGUUCAACUCAACGUCAAAGUAAUCGUGCUCCUCCGCAAGAGGAUUGGUUUGGCAACUAA
This is a messenger RNA of Cylicostephanus goldi, 204 nucleotides long. The record is from the annotation of a GenBank genome assembly. NCBI's taxonomy places the organism in Eukaryota, Metazoa, Nematoda, Chromadorea, Rhabditida, Strongylidae.